Otolemur garnettii (small-eared galago) is the source of this 4058-nucleotide messenger RNA. RefSeq names its product potassium two pore domain channel subfamily K member 5 (gene KCNK5). NCBI's taxonomy places the organism in Eukaryota, Metazoa, Chordata, Mammalia, Primates, Galagidae. Gene Ontology annotation, biological process: stabilization of membrane potential; potassium ion transmembrane transport. The record is from RefSeq and is a predicted model, not a curated record. The transcript has 5 exons. Bases 722 to 1960 code for a protein of 412 amino acids. Gene Ontology annotation, molecular function: potassium ion leak channel activity. Gene Ontology annotation, cellular component: membrane.
GUACCCACGUACACCUGAUGCUGGCUAGAGCUUUUGGGGUGCUGAAGGGAAGACCCUCAAUGUUUUUGACGACUCUCAGUUUCCGUGAAAGGUUCUGGGUUGACGGGAGAGGAAGUUCCAUCACAGAUCAGGCUUUGACCGUCUGUCCCUCACCCAAGGGGCAUAGGGGUCUCCCCAUGCGCAGAAACUCACCGGAACCUAGUUUGCCUGGAGGAACUUGGAGUUGAAUUCCAUGGUAAACUGGGCCCCUCGGUGGCUUGGUGUGCGGGUACCUCCCUCUUGGAAGGAGGCUGUGGGGUGGAUAAAGGCGUUUAUCUUUCCUUGGAGACGCUCCCGGAGUCCGGGAGCUGAGCCGGGUGCCACCCCCUCGCGUCUCCACCUCUGUGUUCCUGGGGCAGUGCCGCGCCCGCCCGACUUUUUUUUUUUAAGAGCAUGAACCCGGCAGAGCUGCGGGAGGGUCCCCUGGCCUAAACCUGGGCAGAAUUUCUCCACCCUAGCACGGCCCCGGAGAGGGGUUAGACUCUGUCGGCCUGAACCCAUGAGAUGAGGGCUGGUGGCUGGAACGCUGGGGACGCUCUCAGGCUUCCGGGAAGGCUUAUCUUGAGCAGACAUCCUCAAGGUCUUGGAAUUAAACUUUGUGAAGGUGGUAUCUGAUGCUGCAGGACAAGGCGUGGCCAUCACAGGGAACCAGACCUUCAACAACUGGAACUGGCCCAAUGCAAUGAUUUUUGCAGCCACCGUCAUCACCACCAUUGGCUACGGCAAUGUGGCUCCCAAGACCCCCGCCGGUCGCCUCUUUUGCGUCUUCUAUGGUCUCUUUGGGGUGCCGCUCUGCCUUACGUGGAUCAGUGCCUUGGGCAAGUUCUUCGGGGGACGUGCCAAGAGGCUGGGCCAGUUCCUUACUAAGAGAGGCGUGAGCCUGCGGAAGGCGCAGAUCACGUGCACAGCCAUCUUUAUCCUGUGGGGCGUCCUGGUCCACCUGGUGAUCCCGCCCUUCGUGUUCAUGGUGACCGAGGAGUGGGACUACAUCGAAGGCCUGUACUACUCUUUCAUCACCAUCUCCACCAUCGGCUUUGGUGACUUUGUGGCAGGUGUGAACCCCAGCGCCAACUACCACGCCCUGUACCGCUACUUUGUGGAGCUCUGGAUCUAUCUGGGGUUGGCCUGGCUGUCUCUCUUUGUCAACUGGAAGGUGAGCAUGUUUGUGGAAGUCCACAAGGCCAUUAAGAAGCGGCGGCGGCGGCGGAAGGAGUCCUUUGAGAGCUCCCCCCACUCCAGGACAGCCCUGCAGGUGGCAGGGAGUGGGGCCUCCAAAGACGUCAACAUCUUUAGCUUUCUGUCCAAGAAGGAGGAGACCUACAAUGAUCUCAUCAAGCAGAUUGGGAAGAAGGCCAUGAAGACGACCAGCAGGGGUGGGGAGAGGGGCCCGGGCCCGGGGCGGGGGACUCAGGACAGCGGGCUGCCAGCCAUCCCUCCUUCCUUGGUGCCCCUGGUGGUCUACUCUAAGAACCGGGUACCCAGCUUGGAAGAGGUGUCACAGACACUGAGGAGCAAAGGCCAUGUGUCGAAGACACCCAGCGAGGAGGCUGUGACACGGACCCCUGAGGAGGGCUCCCCCACCUCUGAGGUGUUUAUUAACCAGCUGGACCGCAUCAGCGAGGAGGGAGAGCCCUGGGACGCCCAGGACUACCACCCACUCAUCUCCCAGAAUGCCAACAUCACCUUCGUGAAUGAGGAGGCCGGCCUCUCAGAUGAGGAGACCUCCAAGUCCUCGCUGGAGGACAACUUGGCAGAGGAGGAGAGGCCCGAGCAGAGGCCUGAAGCUGAAGUGCCCUUGAACUUGGGCGAGUUCCCCUCCUCAGACGAGUCCACCUUCACCAGCACUGAGUCCGAGCUCUCUGUGCCAUACGAGCAGCUGAUGAACGAGUAUAAUAAGGCGAACAGCCCCAAAGGCACAUGAGGCGGGGCCGGCUCCCCACUCCACCUUCGACGGUUUCUUCCCCCUCACCCAGGGUGUCCUGUCAUGGCCGCGACCCCUGGCCCCUGGUGGGGGGCAGGCCUGGAACUGGGAGUGGGGGGCCAGGGGCCUCUUACCUUCAUCCCCUCCAGCUAGAUGCUACUGAUGGCAAUGGCGGCCGCCUAGGACAGGGCCUCUGUGCUGCAGAGUGGUGCCCUGGCCGUGGGGGCAUCUGUCCUGAGCUUGGCUGGUGCAUGUGAUGAUUUGAAGAUCUGCAGGCUGGUGGGACAGGCAGGCGGGACUGACCCCAAGGAGGCCUGUGCCUGCAUGGAUCUUUGCCCCAUCAUUUGGUUGAAUGUCACGGUUCUCUGAGGCCAACGCCUCAGCUAUUUGGGUUCACCAGUAUUACUGAGCAACUUGCGUGGGCCUAGCACUGAACCAGACAUUUUGGAGAGAGAGAUGGGAUAUGCCAGACCCAGUUCUGCCUUUUGGAGCUCUAAAGUAUUUGGGGACAUAGAACUGUGAUAUGGGGGCUGGGCAUUUCAGUGCCUCAGCAGUAGCAGGACCUGUCCCCCAUCCCUCUUGGGAGCCUACCUGCAAGGCUGUCCUGCCAAGUGCAAUAGGGUGGAGACUGCUUGGGGAAGGAGGAAGGGAGGAGAUCGUGGGCAGGGGCUGAAACUGUCCUGAUUUGAAGGACCUGGAACAAGCCCAUUGUGGGCCCAGGGUCCCAGCCCCCCAUGAGGUCUGCCUAUCUCAGAGCCCUAUUCCCUGUCUCAGACCAAGUGAUGGCAGAUGCAAGGCUUUCUGCCCCACUGUCCCUGAGUAGUAAGAGGAAGGGGAGUGGCAGAGCGUGGCCCACCAGAAGUUGGGCCUCAUGGUGCUGGUGGAUAGGGAGCUACAGGCCCAGCUCUGGUUCUUCUGCCUUCACCCUUCUGGCUCCCUGUAGAAGUGCGUGGCCCAGCCCCUGGUCUUAGGACCCACACUCCCCAUUCUGCUCUCUCCUCCUUCCAUGUCUCCAGAACAAGGACCUCACUGUCCCUUUCCUCCCCACCCUCCCACGGGCCGGGUGGGGUGAGGCCAAAUUGCUGUUGGCUCACAAAUGGGCAGCAGCCAAAUAUGUGAAUCAAGCUCUUCUCUCCAGCUACUGUUCAUUGUGUGUGCAUGCGUGUGCAUGUGUGUGCAUGUGCGUGUGGAAAGGGUUUGCGUUGGGGACCAAAAGAUAAUGUGGAGCUGUCCACAGACUGUGUUUCUACUGAGGGUGGGCAGCCUUGCUGCUGCCGAAGUCCUUGGGGUCUCCAUGAUGCUCACCCUGGGCCCGGCCCUGCUGUCCUGAAUGUUUUUGUUAUUUUUUAAAAAUGAACUGCUGUUUUUAUAUACUUGGAAUCAGUUGUUGCCUUCAGAGCCAGUGGUUAAAGCACAGGAUCCUAAGCAUCGUGACAUCCAGUGUCCACACUAUGGGCUUUCCCUGGUGAUCUCUGCUAAGGCCAUGACAUCACAGGCCAAGUCCCCAUGCAGAGCUGUGGAGGGACACUGGUCAGCAAAUGAGCCAAGGGUGGGGGAAUCUGUCAAGGUGACUGGAUGCUGGGCAGGGGCAGGUGACCACAGCUUCGAAGGCCCUCUCUGAUGCUGUGCUGUCUUCCCUCCACUGUAGGGGCAGAUGGGGCCACCCCUCUCCAAACAUGUGAAGACUGUUGGGCAUUGUGUCCACACCAACCUACCCUCUAACCCAGGGGUCCUCAAACUUUUUAAACAGUGGGCCAGUUCACUGUCCCUCAGACUGUUGGAGGGUCGGACUGCGGGCCCUGGGACGAGUCGGCUGCUAAGCAGGGUAGGCAGCAGCAUCAAAAACACCCAGCAGGCUGGAUAAAUGUCCUUGGUUGCCUGCGGGCCAUAGUUUGAGGACGCCUGCUCUGACCAUUGUGGAUCCUGCUGCCCUGGCAGGGGGCUGGGAAGGCGAGUGACCUUGUAUUUUUCUGUGAAUUGUUUUAAUGAGCUUGUUGGCUGUCCUUGAAUGGCACACACUGUAUGUACAUACUGGCAAUGAUGGCAAAUGUAAUUUAUUUUAACAUUUUUUACAAUAAAACAUGAGGUGGAUAGGCCA